AUGGCAUCUGCGGAGCUGGUCAAAUGGCUGGUAGCUCAUGCCCAACGAUUCGAAGCGGUGCUGAGCGAGCAAGCGAAAAUUCGCCCACGGCAGUACAAGCUAGUAGCAGAAUUCACGCCGGUCGGUUUCGACCCCUCCCGGGAGGAGGUAUGGCGACGUACGGAAGAGGACUUGGGUCUGGAUGAAGGAGCGAUUCUAGAGGCACGUUGGAUCAAACCGGUUCACAGGCGGUACCGAGAACAGCGCUUUGCUCAUCUUCUGGUCACGGUCUCCUCCCCAGAGGCAGCCAAUAAGAUUAUAAGGGCAGGCCUGAUAUUAGCUGGCCGCCAUGUAAGCGUGAGGAAGAACCUCGCAGAACCAAUGCGGUGCGCAAAGUGCCAUCGUUAUGACGCCGGGCAUCUAGCAAAGGAAUGCCCCCAGAUGUACGAUACAUGCGGCACAUGCGGACGAGCGCAUAAGACGGCAGACUGUACGAUGAAAGACCCACAACAGCACCAUUGUGUCAACUGCAACGAGAAGGGGCAUGCGGUCUGGGAUCGAGACUGCCCGGUCUUCCUAGACCACCUGAGCAGAGCGGACGCACGUCAUCCCGAAAACAGUCUGCAAUUCUUCCCCACAGCAGACCCCGACUUGUGGGUCCCCAAGUACCCUCAUCAAGCCCUCCGAUCACCACCG
Messenger RNA from Dichomitus squalens LYAD-421 SS1, 675 nucleotides. RefSeq lists its product as uncharacterized. The transcript has 2 exons. NCBI's taxonomy places the organism in Eukaryota, Fungi, Basidiomycota, Agaricomycetes, Polyporales, Polyporaceae. The annotation marks the transcript as partial. The record is from RefSeq and is a predicted model, not a curated record. Gene Ontology annotation, molecular function: zinc ion binding; nucleic acid binding.